This is a messenger RNA of Phlebotomus papatasi, 1503 nucleotides long. RefSeq lists its product as uncharacterized. The coding region runs from base 161 to 1411 and encodes 416 amino acids. The record is from RefSeq and is a predicted model, not a curated record. NCBI's taxonomy places the organism in Eukaryota, Metazoa, Arthropoda, Insecta, Diptera, Psychodidae. The transcript has 5 exons.
GUGACAAUUCAAUCCACUUGAUGUAUACUGCGAAUUUUUAGUUGAAUUCUAGCUGUUGUUCGAACAACUUAAUUUAUAAACAAGUUUCCCAUUGAUUACUUCUGUUAAUUAUAUUUCCUGGCAGUUCAAAAUUCCGAAUAUUACAUAUUUUCAGAAAAUAAUGGCAGAAAGUGAAAUACAUGCUAGUGAGAGUGAAAUUAAUCCACCAGAUUUUCUCAAUAAAGAAUUCUUCCAUAAUGUUCUCAGAAGAACGAAAAACGACGAUAAUCUUACAAUAACAAACCUUAAAUUUGUUCUGGGAACAAAGCCAGGAGAUAACUAUGCCAGUAUUAUGUUCAAAGCGAUCGUAUCUUAUACUUCAAAAGGGAAAACCGUGGAUUCUAGAUCUCUAGUUAUCAAGACGUUUCCCGUUGAAAAUGAAGUGAACGAGGAUAUGACCAGUGAAAUGCUCAUGUUUGAAAGAGAAAUUGACAUGUACACUAAAGUUCUUCCUGAAAUGAAGAGGAUUAUGGAAUUCAUUGGAGAUAAAGAAGAACUGGCUCCAAAUUUGGUUUACCAUAUCAUGGGACCACCAACUCUAAUUUUUGAUGAUAUUGCAAGCCUUGGCUAUGAAAUGCACUAUAAACUUUUCGACUUUAAUAAUACAGUUAAGAUAAUGAAGAAACUGGCUAAAUUUCAUGCACUGUCCUACUACAUAUAUGACAAUAAGUACAAUCAUCUAAAUGAUCUGACAAAGUAUACAACCACGAUGACUGAUGUUCAAAUGGACAAAUUUAAAGUAUUUUUCUGUGGAUUUGACUAUCUUCGGGAGGAAGUGGAAAAAUGGCCUGGAUACGAAAGGAUUGCAGAAGUUCUCGCGACUCAAAAUAAAACUUUUAGGGAAAACCUUUUAGCAGCUUACCAACCAAAUCCUGAUUCUGAAGCCAAUGUACUUUGUCAUGGAGAUUUUCACAUAAAGAAUAUGAUGUUUCUCAUGAACGGUGAAGAUUUCAACAAGACAAUGUUUCUGGACUUUCAAUUAUCUUACUGGGGAUCACCUGCAACUGAUUUAUUAUGCGUUUUCUACGCAAUUGGUGGCACAGAGUGCCGAAAACGUCGAGGUGAAAUCCUCAGUAUUUACCACGAAUCCCUCACUGAAUAUCUCAAUCGUUUGGGAUGCUUGAGGAAACCCCCAACAUUGCUGGAUCUCAAUAUAGAAAUGUUGAAAAGAGGACCAAUAGAAAUUUUAUGGGCUGUGUGCUUUUUACCCUUCUUCCAUUUGGAUUUCACAAAAAUUGAUCCUGAAGCUGUAGCAGAUACCUCUCCUGAGGUCAUGUCUAAAGUCAGAAAACUUAUGUACACUAAUGAAGAAGUUGUAAAAACGCUAAAGGAAACUCUUCCUGAACUUCUAUACAAAGGAAUAUUGGCCUAAAAAUUGCUAACGGUUUGUAGUAAUUUCAGUUUGUGUACUGCAAAUGUAUUUUAAAAAAAGUAUAAAUAUAAAGUAUUAUAAAAAAUCAGAAA